UGUGUAGCCCAAACAGAACACUGAUGAUCUCUGAAGAAAUGGUUUUAUAUGAGAGCAAGCAUUUUUCUAUCAAGGUAACAAUGUUUAUAUACUCAGAUCUGAUGUUGGUGACCAGAGAGGAUGAACUGGGACGAUGUAACGUCCUGCAAAACCCAUUGUACCUUAGACAGCUGCAGCUGCGGGAUGAUCACAGUGAAGAUCUGCGAUUUUACUUGAUCCACAUGACUGAGCAGAAGUGUGAUUGUCUUCUGAGUCUGGAAGCAAAUUCCCUGGAGCAAAAAUUAAGAGUGUUACAUCAGUAA
Molecule: messenger RNA, 302 nt
Organism: Sinocyclocheilus rhinocerous
Lineage: Eukaryota; Metazoa; Chordata; Actinopteri; Cypriniformes; Cyprinidae
Product: regulator of G-protein signaling 3-like
Exons: 4
Coding region: 24-302 (92 amino acids)
Cellular component (GO): plasma membrane; nucleus
Source: RefSeq, a predicted model, not a curated record